Molecule: messenger RNA, 1309 nt
Organism: Oldenlandia corymbosa var. corymbosa
Lineage: Eukaryota; Viridiplantae; Streptophyta; Magnoliopsida; Gentianales; Rubiaceae
Source: the annotation of a GenBank genome assembly
AUGGAGGAGAUGUUAUUGAGCAGUGGUUCUUCUUCUUUUGCAUCAUCUUCCUCUUCAUCAUCUGCAGAUGUUGAUCAACGUCUAAAGCAGCAGACACAAUUGCCUCUGUUGUCGUUAAAUCACGUUUCAUUUGUUUGCAAAUCGGUGAGAAAAUCUGUUAGGUUUUAUGAAGAAGUUCUUGGUUUUGUUCUCAUCAAGCGACCCUCUUCUUUCACCUUUGAAGGAGCUUGGUUGUUCAACCAUGGAAUUGGAAUUCAUUUGCUCGAAGCUGAAGAUCCUGUACGUGGCAAGAACAAGGCAAAAAUCAAUCCAAAAGACAACCACAUUUCCUUCCAAUGCACCAAUAUGGAUAUUAUAGUGCAAAAAUUGGAGGAAAAGAACAUUGAAUUUGUGACGGCAGUGGUUGAAGAAGGAGGAAUAACAGUGGAUCAGCUCUUCUUCCAUGAUCCAGAUGGCUACAUGAUUGAAAUUUGCAACUGUCAAAAUCUCCCUGUUCUUCCACUUUCUUCUGCUUGCCCUCUUAAAAAGGUUCCAAGAUCCACCAGUGCCACCCAAAUCAAAUCAUCCUUUCUCGGGAAUACAGCCCCAAAAAUGCCACCAUACUGUAGUGGAGAAGUAGAAGCCAUAAUGAUGGAGAAUUUAGCUUUGGACAUGAUCAACAUUUCGUAUUGAGGCUUAUGAGAAAGUUUCUAUAUAUAUAUAUAUAUAUAUAUAUAUAUAUAUAUAUAUUUUCAUUGUGAUGUUUAGUAUGUGGUUUCAGCUUCCUCAAAUGUCACUUAUUUGUGAUAUGUCCACUUUUUUGAGAUUGUGAUCUUUGAAUCUUGUACGCCAAUAAUGAGAAUAGUUUAGUGAAAACAAUGUUUUUAGAUUGAUUGAAUUUGACCAUCCCACAAUCUCAUACUUCACAUUUUAGUGUGACGCUCAUAUGGUAAUAACUUGUUAUUCGUUCUGCUCCAAAAUAAAAGUUAGAUACGAAAUGAAAGAAUUACAAAAGAUGAUAAAAAAUAAAAAAAAAGUUAAUAAAAUACCUAGUGUGUGUCAGCGAUCUAAAAUGAAAAUGACUGUAACAAACGGUGGUUGUCCACAAGUACUACUUUGUAUGUUGCUCAGCUAGCACGGUCUAAUCUAUAUAUAGUAUCAAAUUGAAACCAUUUAUCACUUGGACUUGGACCCCAAUCUAUAUAUACUACCAGCUCUGGAUAUCAGGCUGUUUGUGCUUUAAACUCUUCGUUGAAAUUAUAUAUGUUUGUUUCGUUUUUUUAGUGUGUGUUUUUAAGUAUUUUUUGUAACGUAAAAAGAUAUACUGGGA